Molecule: messenger RNA, 6222 nt
Organism: Apodemus sylvaticus (European woodmouse)
Lineage: Eukaryota; Metazoa; Chordata; Mammalia; Rodentia; Muridae
Gene: Mical2
Product: microtubule associated monooxygenase, calponin and LIM domain containing 2
Exons: 36
Coding region: 312-6101 (1929 amino acids)
Molecular function (GO): protein binding; FAD binding
Source: RefSeq, a predicted model, not a curated record
CUCGCAGAACUGCAGGCACCCGGCCGGCUCAGCCUGCGCCGGGCCGCCUCGCUAGCUCCGGGCUCGGCAGGCGGCCCGCGGGGUUCUGGAUUUCUGCGCCCUCAGACCGAGGCCAAGCAAGGCAGGCGCUGACCUGAGGCUCGGAGGCCCGCAAGACCUUCGGUCAAGGAGAGGAAAUGCAGACAUAGAGGGUCCUGACCCCAGAAACGGACCAGGAGGUUCCUGCUCGCCUGUGGUGUGACAGUUCCCCAGCACUUUAUGCUGACUCCCGUUGACCCCUCCACACCACUGCUCCACACAGCUCCCAAACCAUGGGAGAGAAUGAAGAUGAGAAGCAGGCGCAGGCCAGCCAGGUCUUCGAGAACUUUGUGCAAGCUACCACAUGCAAAGGGACCCUCCAGGCCUUCAACAUCCUCACCUGCCUCCUGGACCUAGAUCCGCUGGACCACAGGAACUUCUACUCCCAGCUCAAGUCCAAGGUGAACACCUGGAAGGCCAAAGCCCUGUGGCACAAACUGGAUAAGCGUGGCUCCCACAAGGAGUACAAGCGAGGAAAGGCCUGCUCGAACACUAAGUGUCUCAUUGUCGGAGGAGGACCGUGUGGCUUGCGCACUGCCAUUGAACUUGCCUACCUGGGAGCCAAAGUGGUUGUCGUGGAGAAGAGGGACACCUUCUCCCGGAACAAUGUGUUGCACCUCUGGCCCUUCACGAUCCAUGACCUGCGGGGCCUGGGGGCCAAGAAGUUCUAUGGGAAAUUCUGUGCUGGCUCCAUCGACCACAUCAGUAUCCGUCAGCUGCAGCUCAUCCUGUUCAAGGUGGCCCUGAUGCUGGGGGUGGAGAUCCAUGUGAAUGUGGAGUUUGUGAGGGUUCUAGAGCCUCCUGAAGACCAAGAAAAUAAAAAAGUUGGAUGGCGGGCAGAAUUCCUCCCUGCAGACCACGCCCUGUCUGACUUUCAGUUUGACGUCAUCAUCGGUGCUGAUGGCCACAGGAACACGCUAGAAGGCUUCAGGAGGAAGGAGUUCCGAGGGAAGUUGGCCAUCGCCAUCACUGCCAACUUCAUAAACAGGAACAGCACGGCUGAGGCCAAGGUAGAGGAGAUCAGUGGUGUGGCCUUCAUCUUCAACCAGAAGUUCUUUCAGGACCUGAAGGAAGAAACGGGGAUUGAUCUCGAGAACAUUGUUUACUACAAGGACAGUACCCACUACUUUGUCAUGACAGCCAAGAAGCAGAGCCUGCUGGACAAAGGCGUCAUCCUUAAUGACUACAUUGACACAGAGAUGCUGCUGUGUUCGGAGAAUGUGAACCAAGACAACCUGCUCUCCUAUGCCAGAGAAGCCGCUGAUUUUGCCACCAAUUACCAGCUGCCAUCCUUAGACUUUGCCAUAAAUCACAAUGGGCAGCCUGACGUGGCCAUGUUCGACUUCACCUCCAUGUAUGCCUCAGAGAAUGCAGCACUGAUGCGUGAGCGCCAGGCACACCAGCUGCUCGUGGCUCUCGUGGGCGAUAGCUUGCUUGAGCCAUUUUGGCCCAUGGGCACAGGCUGCGCCCGAGGCUUCCUGGCAGCCUUUGACACAGCAUGGAUGGUGAAGAGCUGGGACCAGGGCACCCCUCCCCUAGAGCUGUUAGCUGAAAGAGAGAGUCUUUACCGGCUGUUACCUCAGACAACCCCAGAGAACAUCAACAAAAAUUUUGAGCAGUACACAUUGGACCCAGCCACGCGGUACCCAAACCUCAACCUGCACUAUGUCAGGCCUCACCAGGUGAAGCACUUGUAUAUCACUAAGGAGAUGGACCGCUUCCCUCUCGAGGGAUGGGGCUCAGUGAGGAGAUCUGUCAGCCUCUCCAGACGGGAGUCAGACAUCCGGCCUAACAAGCUCUUAACCUGGUGCCAGCAGCAGACCAAGGGUUACCAGCAUGUCAGAGUCACCGACCUGACUACAUCCUGGCGCAGUGGCUUGGCCCUGUGUGCCAUCAUCCACAGCUUCCGGCCAGAGCUGAUCAACUUUGAUUCGCUGAAUGAAGAUGACGCUGUGGAGAACAACCAACUGGCAUUUGAUGUGGCCAAGCGUGAGUUUGGGAUCCUGCCUGUGACUACAGGCAAAGAGAUGGCAUCUACCCAGGAGCCCGACAAGCUCAGCAUGGUCAUGUACCUCUCCAAAUUCUAUGAGCUCUUCCGGGGCACCCCACUGAGACCCAUGGAUUCCUGGCGUAAAAACUAUGGAGAAAAUGCUGACUUUGGCUUGGGCAAAACAUUCAUUCAGAAUAACUAUCUCAACCUCACAUUGCCCAGAAAGAGGACCCCUCGGGUAGACACCCAGACUGAAGAGAAUGACAUGAACAAGAGGAGGCGGCAAGGCUUCAACAACCUGGAAGAGCUGCCUGCCUUCUCCAGCCGUAGCUUGGGCUCCAAUCAAGAGUAUGCUAAAGAAAGUGGCAAUCAGAACAAAGUCAAGUACAUGGCCAAUCAGCUGCUAGCCAAGUUUGAGGAGAACACUCGGAACCCUUCAGCUCUGAAACAGGACUGCCGCCGAGUCACAGGCCUCAGCAAGCCUGUCCUGUGCUCUGCCUCUCGCCCUCCUGGCACCUCUCGCUGCCCCAAGCUGGAGGAGUCCACUCCUGGCCUUCCACCUCCUCUGAAAAGGCAGUUCUCCUCCACGGUGGCCACAGGACAGGUGCUCAGAGAACUCAAUCAAGUACCUGGUAGUGGCGAGGGCCCCAGCAGACCCUGGAGAGCCAGGGCUAAGUCAGACCUGCAACUGGGUGGGGCUGAAAAUCUCGCCACCCUGCCUCCUACCUGCCAAGGGGCACUGGCCCUGUCCGGGGUGCUUCGGCGCCUACAGCAAGUAGAAGAAAAGGUUCUUCAGAAGAGGGCCCAGAACUUGGCCAACAGGGAAUUUCACACAAAGAACAUUAAAGAGAAGGCAGCUCACCUGGCCUCCAUGUUUGGACACGGGGAUUUACCACAGGAUAAACUCCUAUCUAAACGCCCGCCUCACGCUCAUCCUUCAUCUCCUCCCUCUUGCCUUCCGUCUCCUCAUCCAGCUGCUGCUUCCUCUCCACCCGCUGCCGACUCUGUUUCUCCUGCCAGAAAGCUGACAGUAGGGAAAGUAUCCAGCGGAAUAGGGGCUGCAGCUGAAGUGCUGGUCAAUCUGUACUUGAACGAUCACAGACCUAAGACACAGGCCACCUCUCCAGACCUGGAAUCUCUGAGAAAGGCGUUCCCCCUGAGCCUGGGCGGCAGAGACACCUGCUACUUUUGUAAGAAGCGUGUGUACGUGAUGGAGCGCCUGAGUGCAGAGGGCCACUUUUUCCAUCGAGAGUGCUUCCGGUGCAGCGUCUGCACCGCCACCCUGCGCCUGGCUGCCUACGCCUUUGACUGUGAUGAAGGCAAAUUUUACUGCAAGCCCCAUUUUGCUCACUGCAAAACCAGCAGCAAACAGCGGAAGAGGCGGGCAGAGUUGAAUCAGCAAAGAGAGGAGGAAGGAACAUGGCAGGAGCAGGAAGCACCUCGGAGAGACGUUCCCACGGAAAGUUCUUGUGCGGUGGCGGCCAUCAGCACGCCAGAAGGCAGCCCCCCAGACGAGCCCAUCUCUCCCAAGAAACCAAAGAGUGUCCCUGAGCCCAACCCCAGAGUCACGGAAGCUGAAGCCACCUCUCCUCGGCCGUCUGAAUGGACUUCAGUGAGGAUCGGCCCUGGGGAGGAUCCAGUCGGGCAGGAUGUGCUGGCUGUACGUGUCCUAGUCACCAGUGAAGACAGCAGCUCUGAUACAGAAUCCGACUGUGACAGCAUCGUAGGCCCCUGUGCAGCGGCCUGUAAACAAAGACCCCAGCUUCCAGAAUCCCCACGUCUGUCAAAGCCCCUAACCCGGCACAUCUCCCUGCGGGAGACCCUGACCCAGCCAGGCUCUCAACGGCUACACCACCAAGAGCCACAAGCUAUGCCUGCUCUGCAGCGGGCCCACAGCCUCCAGUGUCCAACUUCCAGCAAAUACCAGAACUGGAGAGGAAGAUUCCAGUCCAAUUUAACACCCAUGAACCAAAGAGCACUGUCGCCUCCAAAGGAACCUCCUCCCCCCGCUCCAUCUUUGUCUUCUUCACCUUCCCUGUCAUCUUCAUUUUCUUCAGCCAGUGUACCUGGGCACACUACAGACAAUUCCUCCUCUCCUCAGGUGCCAGCUUGCAACCUCCACUCCCCGCAGACCUCCAGAGACAAUGUCAACCCCACUCCAAUCUACCUCAGACGUGCCAGGGCUCAAGGGAUUGUGAAGGAACUGCCCCUCUAUCUGCCUCAUAGCCCCAUGCUGGAGAGCACAGAACACUGCCUGGUGGGACCCAGUGGAGAAGGCCUCAGAAGCCCUGAGGAGAUUUCAACUUCUGAGGGCCGCCAGGAAGCACAGGCUCUUGGGAACACCAAAAGCAUACACCAAGAUUCCCACCCCAUUGCAGGGAAGGACCAGUAUUUGCCCAAUCAAAACCUAGCUCUUGGCACUGCAGGGAACCUAGGAGACUUGAAUGAGGAAUCCAGGACAGGACAGCCAGGUGGACCAGAGCUGUUCAAAGAAAGGAAGUUGGGCUUGAAGAAAUUAGUCCUCACUGAGGAGCAGAAGACUAAGUUGCUAGACUGGAGUGACCAUUCCCAGGAGCCCAAGGCUGGGGAGCGGCUCUCCCAGGAAAGCGCUGAGAACAGCAAAGGCGGUAGCCUGAAGCCAGCCUGCUCCUCUACACUCUCUCAGGCAGUAAAAGAGAAACUGCUAUCCCAGAGAAAGGCCCUGGGGGGGAUGCGUACCCCAGCUGUCAAGGCGCCUCAGGAGCGAGAGGUGCCUCCACCCAAGUCCCCCCUGAGGCUCAUAGCAAAUGCCAUCCUUAGGUCUUUGCGCCCCAAUUCUGAAGCUGGAAAGAAGACCAGCCCUAAACCAGAGUCCAAAACUUUGCCAAGGGGCCAGCCACAUGCUGUUACUCGUUCAUUUAGCCUCCGCAAACUGGGUUCCAGUAAAGACGGGGACCAGCAGUCUCCAGGGAGACACGUGGCCAAGAAGGCUUCAGCCUUCUUCUCUCUGGCUUCUCCAACAUCUAAGGCUGCCCAGGCCUCAGACCUCAGCCCUCCCGACCCCAUCCUCCGUAGCCGGAGUUUGCCCAGUCGUCCAUCCAAGAUGUUCUUUGCAACCACAUCUGUACCACCACACAGCAAGAUUGAAGAUGUCCCCACCCUCCUGGAGAAAGUGAGUUUGCAGGAUGUCACUCACAGUCCAAAGAAAGGAGCCUCAGAUAUUUCCUCCCUUGGCCUCAAAGACAAAUCCUUUGAGAGUUUUCUCCAGGAAUGCAAACAAAGAAAGGACAUUGGGGACUUCUUUAAUAGCCCCAAAGAGAAGGGGCCACCAGGGAACAGAGUCCCAUCCUUGGAGAAGCUGGUACAGUCUGUUGGCAGUACUCCCACGGGGCAGGUGCCACAUCCUUCUUCCACAGGGCAAGAUGCACGCCCUGGAACUCCAGUGACAGAGGCCACCUCUUCUCCCACCUCAUCCUCUGCAGAGGAAGAUGACUCCCUUCUUUCCUCAGGGAUAAAGGAGAAGAUACCCAGAAGAAGAAGGAAGCUGGAGAAGCAGUUAGUUAAGCAAGAAGAAUUGAAAAGACUCCAUAAGGCUCAGGCCAUCCAGAGACAGCUGGAGGAGGUGGAGGAGCGGCAGAGGAUGUCAGAGAUCCAGGGCGUGAAGCUGGAGAAGGUGCUGAGAGGAGAAACAGCAGAUUCAGGGACACAGGACGAAGCCCAGCUUUUGCAGGAAUGGUUUAAGCUGGUCCUGGAGAAGAAUAAAUUAAUACGAUAUGAGUCGGAGCUACUGAUCAUGGCCCAAGAACUAGAACUAGAAGAUCAUCAGAGCAGGCUGGAGCAGAAACUACGACAGAAAAUGCUCAAGGAUGAGGGCCAGAAAGAUGAGAAUGAUCUAAAGGAGGAGCAAGAAAUAUUUAAGGAGAUGAUGCAGGUGAUUGAGCAAAGAAACAAGCUCGUGGAUUCCCUAGAGGAACAGCGUGUCAAAGAAAGAACCCAAGACCAACACUUUGAAAACUUUGUUCUCUCCAGAGGCUGUCAGCUCAGCAGGACUUAAGGUGCCCUUCCCCACUGAUGCCAGAGAGCCAAGAAUACCACACUUUCCCACCCAGUCACUGAAUUUAGAGCCUACUGCUUAAAUAAUAAUAAUAAAAAAAAUGUUUCUUUUAUGAGCUGCA